Ictalurus punctatus (channel catfish) is the source of this 4324-nucleotide messenger RNA. It is a transcript of the gene trak1b, whose product is annotated as trafficking protein, kinesin binding 1b. Gene Ontology annotation, cellular component: dendrite. NCBI's taxonomy places the organism in Eukaryota, Metazoa, Chordata, Actinopteri, Siluriformes, Ictaluridae. Gene Ontology annotation, biological process: anterograde axonal transport of mitochondrion; neurogenesis; endosome to lysosome transport. Gene Ontology annotation, molecular function: GABA receptor binding. The transcript has 16 exons. Bases 386 to 2842 code for a protein of 818 amino acids. The record is from RefSeq and is a predicted model, not a curated record.
AGUUGCCAAGCUGGACGAGUUGGGCUCUGACCGCUCGAGAACAGGCUCUCACACGCCGCUCCCUCUUGGGUCCAUUCAGGAGGAGCAGUAUGUAGGUGACGGAACCAAGGAAGCUGACCCUCUGCUGCCACACACUGCCUAUCGGGACGCAGAGACCAUCACCGAUGUGUGUAACAGCACCGAGCUCCCUGAGGUGGAGAUCAUCAGCCUGCUGGAGGAGAGGCUCCCAGUGUAUAAGCUGAGGGCUGACAGUGUGUAUGGCUAUGAGCACGACGACUGGCUGCACACUCCUCUCAUCUCUCCAGACACACACAUCGAUCUGACUGCCGAGCAGAUCGAGGAGACCCUCAACUAUUUCUUGCUAUGCGCUGAACGAGUGGGCCAGAUGACUAAGACCUACAAUGACAUCGACGCUGUCACCAGACUUCUGGAGGAGAAAGAACGGGACCUGGAACUGGCUGCUCGGAUUGGCCAGUCCCUGCUGAAGAAGAACCGGACUUUAUCUGAGCAGAAUGAGUACCUGGAGGAACAAGUGGGGAACAUCAGAGAGGAGGUGGCCCAGCUCCAUCAUGAGCUAAAUCUAAAAGAUGAGCUUUUGCAGUUCUACACCAACGUAGCAGAGGAGAGUGAGGAGGAUGCCACAUCUUCACCGGUCAGAGGUCAGCGUGGCAGGACACUGUUGCCUUUCCCAAGUGGCUCCAGUGUGGAUGUGCUGCAGAGGAAACUCAGAGACCUGGAGGAGGAGAACCUCUCUCUCCGAUCAGAGGCGAGCCAUCUGAAGUCAGAGACAGAGACGUAUGAGGAGAAAGAGCAGCAGCUGGUGAACGACUGUGUGAAAGAACUCAGACAGUCCAGUCUGCAGAUCUCCACCAUCGCGGAGGAGCUGACCAGGAAGACGGAGGAUGCGGCUCGCCAGCAGGAGGAAAUCACACACUUGCUUUCGCAGGUUGUCGACUUGCAGAAAAAGGCCAAAACGUAUGCUCUGGAGAAUGAGGAGCUGUCUCAGCAUCUGGUGGCAGCCAAAGACGCCCAGAAGCAACUCACAGCCGAGCUUCAGGAGCUUGGAGAAAAGUAUUUGGAGUGUAUUGAGAUGCUGCAUGAGGCUCAGGAAGAGCUGAAGAACCUGCGGAACAGGAGUGUGUCUGCUGGAACACCGCGGCGUUUCCAUCCUCUUGGACUGUUCCCUAUGGACUCUCUGGCUGCUGAAAUUGAGGGAACUAUGAGGAUGGAGUUGAGUCACGAGCAACCAGAACACGAGGAGCAAAAGGUGCGUCAUAAGCGUGUGUUUGAGACGGUUAAAAACGUUAAUCAAUCAGUAAGGCAGCGCUCGCCGGCUCCGCCUUCUGCUAAUAUCCCAGGGUCCAAUCAGACGCUCUCGUCUCUAAGUUUCGCCCUCUCUGACAGCAACACUGACAACACUGCUUCCCUUGAUAACCGUGAACAGAGCAUGCUUCUGGAGGUGGAGUCGACAGAUGCCAGCCCUGAGAAACGUUCCAGCUCAGAAGACCUGAAGUUGGCAUUGCGCCGACUCUCACUGCGCCGACAGAACUGCCUGAGUGAGCGACGUUUCUUUGAGGAGGCACGUGAGAGGAGGCACCAUGAUGCUCCCCUUCAUGGCAUCGUGUCUGGAGAGAGCAUCAUGUCGCUGGGCUUGUGGUCGAGCCGGCCGUACCUCCCAGACAAGCUGCAGAUUGUCAAACCAUUGGAAGGCUCCGCCACCUUGCAGCACUGGCAGCAGUUAGCUCAGCCUAACCUAGGCGGGAUUCUAGACGCCCGUCCCGGUGUCGUCCCAAAGGGUUUCCGUCCCCUGGAACUCGAUCUAGAGGAGGUCUAUCACUACAGCGACUAUGAGGAGGACGAGCCGGGAGAACAGUACUUCCAGAACCUUCCCACCACUACUACAGCCAAUCCUGGUAUUGGCCACGCCCCCUCUGCCUCUCCGUCGCCCUGCCUCAGCACUGGCCAUGCCUCUGCAGAGUUCUCAGUGCACUACCCGGGUAAGUGCAUGGCCCACACCAGUUCCACCUACACGUUCACUACCUGCAGGAUCCUCCACCCAUCUGACGAGGUCACCAGAGUCACGCCCAGUCUAAACCCAGUCCCUACCUCCUCAUGUGUGAUGUCGUCCAGCCUUCGCUCCACCCCUGCAGCCACGCCCUGCACACCACGCCGCUUAAGCCUCUCCCAGUCCCAGUCCUUCACCAACUUACGUGACUCUACUAAGACCUUUAGCACGUCACUGGGGUUAGUGCGCCUCCUACAGGAGCGCGGGAUCUCUGCAGCCGUCUAUCAGCCACGUAGCUGGGACAGGGCGAGUGGGAGUGUCCAUUUAUCCACCUCCAUCCUCCCUCCAUCAUCCCCUCCGGACUCUCAGAAACCUUCUACUCCACCAAACUCCCCUGCCCGACACACUCCUAGCCCCCACGCUGUUGAUCCGGACAACCCUGCUGACUUUUCAUUCAAAAGCCCGUCCUAUGAGAACUUCUUAGCCUCUAAGCCGGCACGGUCCAUUCUGAAAGAGGUGGCGGGGGGGACCCAGGCGAGGGAUUGUGAGAGCCAGACGGAUGUCAGUGUGUACAACCUGAACCUGGUGGAUAAGCUAAAGAGGCUUGGGCUGGCAAGUCCAGGAGCCAGUGGGAUCUCAGGGCCGCGUCCCAUACUGGGCUCUCUCGGUGGCCUGAGGAGGACGGGCUCUCCCUUUACACCCCUAAACGAAGGGUUAAGGCGCAAUCGGAGCUACCCAGCUGUGGUCGGAGCAAGCAUGGCUAUGAAGGGCCCUGGACCCCAAGGAGACGAGCUGAUCCUAGCUCAGAAACUUCCCAAGCAGACUAGUCUCAAAUAGACAAAAUAUAAACACUCAAUCUACUGUAUUAUAUGUAUUUAAGUGUAAGUUAUGCCCUCCACAAGCAAAAUUCAGCCUAUUUGCACUAGAGCAUGCUCUGACUUGAAAACAGAGUCUUCUCUUAUCUGCACAUAACCCUGUGUAUAUAUAUAUAUAUUCCACACCUUAGUGUGUAAGGCCCAAAGUAGAGCUUCAUCACCUUCCCUCACAGACACUUAGGGGGAAAUACCAUAAAGAAAGAAUCAUCAAGCAUUAAAACAGGCAAAAUCAUUAUCAUUUGGCGUAAAUACAGCAAUUUCACCAGUAACACAGCAAUUACACCUACACUUUAUGGCCAAAGGUAUGUGGACACCUGACCAUCACACCCAUAUAUAAUAUGCUUGUUGAAUAUACCAUUCCAUGGGCAUUGAUUUGGACUUGGUCCUCCUUUUUGCUGUUAUAAUAGCCUCCACUCUUCUGGAAAGGCUUUCCACUAGAUUUUGGAGCAUGGCUGUGGGGAUUUGUGCUCAUUCAGCCACAAGACCAUUUGUGAGAGCUACAGUUCAUCCAAAAGGUGUUCAGUGGGAUUGAGGUCAGGGCCACUUAUGCAGGACACUUAUGUUCUUCUACACCAAACUUGGCAACCGUAUAUUCAUGGACCUAUCUUUGUGCACAGGAGCAUUGUCAUGCUGGAACAUGUUUGGACCUCUUAGUUCCAGUGAAGUAAAAUCUUAAUGCUACAGCACACAGGACCGGGGUGGCUGUGGCUCAGGUGGUAAAGCGGGUUGUCCACUAAUCGUAGGAUUGGCGGUUCAAUUCCCGGCCCACAUGACUCCACAUACCGAAGUGUCCUUGGGUAAGACACUGAACCCCAAGUUGCUCCCCAUGGCAAGCUAGCUACCAUUGGUGUGUGAGUGUGUGAAUGGGUGAAUGAGACACAGUGUAAAGUGCUUUGGAUAAAAGUGCUAUAUAAGUGCGCCAUUUACCAUUUAUUUACCGCACAAAGUCAUCCUGCAGCAAAUUUGGAAGCGGACAAUUGUGCAACAGUUUGGGAAACACCACAUAUAGGUGUGAUGGUCAGGUGUCCACAAACUUUUGGCCAUAUAGCGUACAUAAGGGGUGAGCAAUAUAGCAAUAUUUUAAACCAAUUUUCAUGAUAUAUGAUAAGCAGGGAUCUAUUACAGACUGGGCACAUGUCCAUUUAAGCUGAAUUGAUUAGACUGACUGGCCAUUACACAAAGUCACACGCAACACCAAUCAUCAUCAGCGAGUUAAUACAACAUGAACCAAUGAAUGUAAAGCCACUGAUUCUGAAAUAAAUUUGGAAAUGUUAUUGGUGUGUGGGUCUGAAUUGAUAAACGGUGAAUAGUCACUUAUGUCCUAACUAUUUAGAACUGGAUCUAGAUAAAUGGAUUAAAGAACAAAAACAUGGAAAUCUCUAAACUUAAAAAGAAAUGAGAAGCCAGCCAUCCUCCAUUUUUAAGUGGGCCGGAUUAAAAAUGA